Moneuplotes crassus is the source of this 1216-nucleotide messenger RNA. Lineage: Eukaryota; Ciliophora; Spirotrichea; Euplotida; Euplotidae. The record is from the annotation of a GenBank genome assembly.
UAAAAACUUAUGACAAGUGAAAUGGCCCAGUUAUGGCAAGAUUAUGAAUCUGGGAAAACAUUUAUCAUAAAUCAAGCUUAUAAGCAAAGCCAGAAGCAAUGCCUCCCAAAUGGAACCUUCCAAGCCCGUUUUAACUCUGAAAUAUCUGGUACUUGAGAUAAAGAAAUGAGGAAGUUAAGAGAGAACAAGAAAUAUUUAUGAAAAUCAAUAAAGAAAAUGAAGGAUAUUUGCUCUCCUUCUUUAACUAAGUUAGAAGGAUAUACUCAAUACCCGCGUCCUAAGACAAAACAAAUCAGCAAUACAACUCUAAGGAAGAGAAAUCUAACAGGAGGGUACUCAAGAGUUAAAUCUGUUAAAUUUUUUAAUAAAAAUGCCCCUUCAUACCUUAGCACAAACUAUCUUGUUGCUGAUUUCCACAAAACUGGUACUGCUUCAAGCAAGACCAGGAAUAAUAUUUCGAAAAAGUAUAUGACUCAUAAUAAAAGCCAUCGGAACUUAAAAUGAAUAAGUUCCCAACAAAGAGUGAGCAGUGAGACUAAGACUCCAGAUGUUGAAGAGGCUAAAACUCUUGAGUAUUAUCAGAAACUAAAGAGAAUCGCUUCUAAUCAAGAUAAAUUAUUGAUAUCUCCUUCAACUAAUUUACAUAAGAUCAUCAGAACCAUUAGGCCAACUCGGAUCGAAUCUGUGCUAGAUGAACAAAUCGAAGUCAAGAAACCUCCAAAGCUUUCUAAAGGUAAGAAAGAUGCAGUGGUUGAAGACCCUCAACAAGAGCCUUCUGAUAGAACUAUAAAAGUCUUAGAAGAGACUAGUGUUUCUGAAAUAAAUUUAUCACAGAAAGGGGAUGAAGAUUAUCUUGGUGAACAUUUGAGGAAACGAACUUCUUGACUUAUGAAGAAAUAAACUUUCUCAAUUUGAAAAAGCAGGGAAUAUUAUAAAAGAGUUUGAAGCUCCAAAAUCAACAAAAGCUUCAAAGGCAAGGAUGAUAUUCCAUAAGGUUCCUGUGAAGACUUCUGGCCAACAAUGGAGAGAUAAUCACAAUUUUCUGAAAACCAUAAAUCCAAACUACUUUGCUCAGGAGAAAUCACAGCUUAAUAAGGAUAAAAUGAUGCUACUGAAGAGAAGAGAUGGAACAAUCAUGAAAAACUUUGCGAUGCAGCUUGAGCUAGAGAUGGCCAAUAAGAAGAGUGAUAAGAAAUGGCGCAGGACACUUUAUUAG